ACCGCGGGGGCGCGGAAUUCUGGCGCUGUCGCGAGCCGGUCGCUCUUGGAUGACGUGCGGGUCUCCGCGAGCUGCCAGCAUGGAGGAGGCCGCGGCGGGAAGCGGCGGUGGUAGCCCUGCCCUGGGACUGGCUCUCGGGGAGCUGCUGGGGGACGAAUGUUACGCUGAUUUUUUAAGAGAAGACUUUGAUGUAAAGACUUAUACCUCUCAAUCUAUUCAUCAAGCUGUGAUAGCUGAACAGUUAGCAAAACUUGCUCAAGGAAUCAGUCAACUGGAUAAAGAGCUUCACUUACAAGUAGUUGCAAGACAUGAAGACUUAUUGGCACAAGCAACUGGGAUUGGAUCUCUGGAAGGUGUUCUUCAAAUGAUGCAGACUAGAAUUAGUGCUCUACAAAGUACUGUUGACAGAAUAAGAGCGAAAAUCAUUGAUCCAUACAACAAAAUAGUGUCUCGCACAGCACAGCUAGCAAAGCUUCAGGCAGCCUGUGACUUGCUGCGGAGAAUAAUACGCAUCUUGUAUCUAAGUAAGAGACUUCAAGGACAACUGCAAGGAGGAAGCAGAGAGAUAACAAAAGCUGCCCAGAGUCUCAAUGAACUUGAUUAUCUUUCGCAAGGGAUAGACCUCUCUGGAAUAGAAGUAAUUGAAAAUGACCUGCUUUUUAUUGCAAGAGCUCGACUUGAGGUUGAAAAUCAGGCUAAACGCUUACUUGAGCAAGGGGUAGAGACUCAGAAUCCUACUCAAGUAGGAACAGCUCUUCAGGUUUUCCACAACCUUGGAACUUUGAAGGAUACCAUUUCUAAUGUAGUGGAUGGAUACUGUGUGUCUCUAGAGGAGAACAUCAACAAUGCUUUGGAUAUCAAAGUUUUAACUCAGCCAUCCCAGACAGUUACAAGAGGUGGCCCUGGCCGAGCUGUUAUGCCAACACCAGGAAACGCUGCAGCCUUCCGAGCAGCCCUCUGGACAAACAUGGAGAAACUUAUGGAUCAGAUCUGUGCAGCCUGUGCACAGGUGCAGCACUUGCAAAAAGUACUGACAAAGAAGAGAGACCCUGUUUCACAUGUCUGUUUCAUUGAGGAAAUAGUUAAGGAAGGCCAGUCAGAUAUUUUGUACACAUUUUGGACUGCAGUAACUCAGACUCUUUCCUCUCAGUUUCAGAUAGCAACAGACUCUUCUGUGUUUUUGAAGCAAGCUUUUGAAGGAGAAUACCCUAAAUUACUGAGACUUUAUAAUGACUUGUGGAAGCGCCUACAACAAUAUAGUCAAAAUAUUCAAAGAAAUUUUAAUGCAAGUGGAAAUACAGAUCUCUUUGCUGAACUGCAACAGAUGGAAGAAGAUACACAUGACAUUUUCAUGCAAAAGAAACAGGAUUAUGAUUCAGAAAAAGCCUUGAAAGACUCAUUGCAACCUUAUGAAGCUGCUUAUUUGUCAAAGUCAUUAUCUCGACUCUUUGACCCCAUCAACCUUGUAUUUCCCCCUGGGGGUCGGAAUCCUCCUUCCACUGAUGAACUUGACAGCAUCAUUAAAACUAUAGCAAGCGAGCUAAAUGUGGCUGCUGUGGACCCAAACCUCAGUUUAGCUGUUUCAAAAAACGUGGCAAAGACCAUACAAUUAUAUGGUGUAAAGUCGGAGCAGCUUCUGUCCACCCAAGGCGAUGCCAGCCAAGUGAUUGGACCCCUUACAGAAGGACAGAGAAGGAAUGUGGCAGUAGUGAAUUCACUGUACAGGCUUCACCAGUCAGUGCUGAAGGUAGUUUCCAGCCAGAGUUCAUUCCCGGCAGCUGCUGAACAAACUAUAGCUACAGCCUUAAAGACUAUCUAUGAUCUCAUGGGUAGUGCUGUGCAACCCCUACUGAACUCGGUAGGAGACUCAGUGGAGGCCAUUAUCAUCACUAUGCAUCAGGAAGAUUUUUCUGGAUCAUUAUCCAGCUCAGGAAAACCAGAUGUCCCUUGUUCUCUAUACAUGAAGGAACUACAGGGCUUCAUAGCAAGAGUCAUGAGCGACUAUUUCAGACACUUCGAGUGUUUCGACUUUGUCUUUGACAACACAGAAGCCAUUGCUCAGAGAGCAAUUGAACUUUUUAUUCGCAAUGCCAGUCUACUGAGACCCCUUGGUGAAGGUGGGAAAAUGCGACUUGCUGCUGACUUUGCACAGCUGCCUGUUGUCUAUACAACUUAGUUGGGUCUGCAAGAUUUCAUCCUGUGAGAAACUGAAUCUUGAGAAAUUUAUCCUCUAAAUAAUUAAUGAGGGCCGUUCUCAUCAUAAGGCAAAUUCAGUAAAGCCCUAUACCUUCCUGUCAAAUUAUUGGUGCAUUAAAAAUCAUCAGCAUUUUGAAACCUUUUAAUACAGAACAGUAAUCUUCAGUGCUAGAUCCAUCAUUUGCUACCAUUCCCCCCACACCACCUCCCUGUAAGAUAGUUUUCCUUUCUUAAUUGCUUUAUGUCCCACAGUGCCAGCACUGAUUAUGAUCAUGAACUGACCUACUUUGCAGUGUAGCAUACAAAUUAACAUAAAUAGAGUGUGAAAGGCCUGCACCUUGCUGUGAAUACUGAAAGAAUUAGUAUUGUCUGAGGUUCUGCUGGUGACACAGUUCGUUUCUCUGUUUCAUAUUUUUUGCCUUAACUUAUAUUGGACUGGUGAACUACGCACAAUCAAGUAGAUAAUUCCAGUUUCCAAUGAGCUACUUCCUAUUUUCAGAUGAAAGAAUCUUAAUAGUAAUACAGUGCAGAGUGAACCUGUUAGGGAACGUAACACAAAUAUUCAGCACUUUGAUUCUAGGUCAGUUUCAGGGUAUUCGUCCUUAUUUUCAAAGCUCUAAGGAGCAGCUUAUGAUCCAAACAUUUCAGAGACAGGCUCUGCCUCCAGCUGCAUUCAACAGGGGCCUUGGCUGGCAUAGCUGAGGGUCAAAUCCAAGAAGGCUGGUGACAGAGCGUUUCAUAUAGAGCCCUUAGUUGUGGAAUUGGCUACUACUAGGGAACAGGUGGGACCCAGAUCUUGUGGCCUUCAAGGCUCAUUGCUUCAUCAAGCUAAACUGUGUAAUGGCCCCAGCCACAUGCCACUGAAUAAACCACCUGGAUUCACCGAUUAGUUUGUAGCAUCACAAUCCUUCAGCAAGAAAGUUAAUGUGAGAUUUUCCAUUGACUUCAAUGGGAGUAGGAAAGGGACCAGAAUGACCUAAAAUGUGGGGUGAUGAGGACAAUUGAUUCCUUCUCCUGCAUAAAUAUUAAUGUACUUCUUAAAUUCAGUAAGUAUUUAUAUCUGAUGUUACAGUAGAGUGCCUUUUAAUUAUGAAAAUAUAAUUAUGAAAAUACCCCCUUCCUUUAUCUUUCUAAAUGCAUCUUUUUUUAUCAAGCAGGUUACAGUAAGUGUUGCCUGUUAUCUAAAAGGCAGUGGUAUGUUGUUACCUCAGUGUGAGGGAGUUUACACACUGUCUCUCACUGUGUUAUCUGUACUUACUGAAUGUGCAAUGGAAUGAGUUCUCUGAUCUCUAUGCUUUUGUGCUGCAGGAGAAGAUUUUAAACUAGACCUACAAUUGCUUGGUUCUGAGUCCUUCCUCUUUCCCUGUCUAGCUGCCUUGUGUUCCCUUCCUCUCCUCUUUUCUCCCCCUUACCUCCUCUCCCUGUUUAAGUUGUACAUAUAACCAGAAAUAGCUGGAUGCUGGUCAUAGGCUGGGCCUCCCCUGCUGCUGCUCUUAGCUGCUGUUCAGCUUUUCUGAUGGCAGCACUUCCAACCCAGCUAGCGAGGAGGCCUGGCAGGGGAAAUCUGAUAUACUGGGCCAUAGAAAACUUUGUGUAAAAAUAAAAUGCUUGGUGCAAUGAUACUCUAGUAUGGAUCUCUCCCUUCUGUUAGCAUUGCAAGCAGGGGGGAAGAUCAGCCCUACCACCUAUCAGCAGUCAGUUCAAGUCCUCCAGUAUAUAUAUCACCAGUGAACUGAGAACCUCUAUACAAUCCCCACAAUGCCACAUAAAAUUGUUGCAUUAUAAAAUUGUGUAUUAUAGAUGCUCUCUGGCACUUUGGCUAAUUGUGUGACAUGCUGUCAGAUAUACUCAUGAGCACUUUCAACAUGAAAUGUUCUGUAAACUUGUGUGCUUCUGAACAUCAUUUAACAGAACACUCAGGAUGCAUCUUAAUGCUUAAAAAUAUUUGCAGUGCUGCAGGGUUACUGUCCUAUAUUGUACCACUUAUUGGAAUUCCUGUGAUUUAAAAGUGUGACAGCAUUCAGGGGGUUGAAUUUGCCUGCAAUUCAUGCUGACUUAGAACUUUUAUAGAAGCCAUCUGCACAAGAUCCAAAAAUGGGACUACUGUUAACUUAAGUACUGUUCAUUUCUGGACCAACAUAUUUGGUUAAGGUGGAGUUUUUGAAAAAAUAAAAAUUAUUCACUACCAUGGAUGCGCUGCUAAGCUUUCCUUUCACUUUUAGAACUAGUUAAAUUGGAAGUGGUUUUUCUGGGGUCAGUCGAGCCCUCUUAAAUGACAUUUUCUUGACAUUUAUAUUUCCAAUGAGGUAUCAGCUAGGUACUGGAGAACCUUUUAACCUGUUCAUUACUAAGAGUUCUGUUACUUUGUAACAAAACCAAGGCCACUUGGGUUACAGUGACCUCCAUGGAUCUUAGACACUCUGAGAUUCAAAAAUAUGCUUUAGAAUCAUACAUUGCCCUUUAUAUGGCAUGCAACCGUAAAUGAUUGAUAGAGACAGUACAGCAGAGAACAAAAUUUGAACACUACACAUUCUGGAAUUUAUUUCGAAGAAACAAGCAUUCCUCAAUAUUUUGGCAUAGAAAUUGAUAGUCUGCUGAGAUAAAGUCCUAAACUCAUAAGGAAUAAUGUAGACAUUAAUGAGAAUAAAAAUAACAAUUGCACAGACACAAACUAGGCUAAAAAUUGCAAGGGCCAUCAGUCCUCAUUCUACACAGCAUAAACUGAUCACCAGAUGGAAUCAGACAAAAUUUUCCUUCUCUUUAGGGUAUAAUAUAAAAACAGUUAUGUGCUAUGUAUGUAUACAUGGUGAAGCAUUUACAAGAGACCACACUUGUUAGACAGCCAUCCCAAACAUAGUGGUUACAAUUGUUUUCCACCAUUAUUGUCACAACCAAUUUUUCUUGGUCCCUUUAUGAUUCAUUGUAGUUAUAGUUCUAUAAAUCUUCUAUUUAUUGUACAGUUUUUGUUUGUUUCAUUGUAUUUCUAAUUGUCCAGUGCUCCAAGGGUUGCUACAGGGCAUCGUGAACUCUGCUGACAUUCUCUAUAUUCUGUAUCUUGUCCCAUGGAACAUUUUGAUUUGGUUGAACCAAUAUUUUCUGAUGGAAAAUGUUCUAAUGGAAAAAUUUCAACCAAUGCUAGUUUAAAACCUUCUGAAGCAUCUAGUGAUAUUACUCCAUCUUGCUAAGAUUUCUUUACAAUUUUGUGAAAGUCUGCACAUUUAGUAGCUCAAAUGAAGCUGGAGUUUAUUGAUAUUAUGGAAUUAUACUCAUUAUAGGUAGGAGACAAGGAGCAGUAUUUAUUUUUAAGAUCGCUAUGCAGCCCAUAAAGAGGAUUUGAUUAGAUUCGCAAUCUUUAAGAGAUUAUUUUAAGGAUUACAUCAGUGUGGAAGGAGACUCUGUUAAUAAGAUUAAAGACCAAUUUUAAAUUGUGA
Molecule: messenger RNA, 5627 nt
Organism: Gopherus flavomarginatus (Mexican gopher tortoise)
Lineage: Eukaryota; Metazoa; Chordata; Testudines; Testudinidae
Gene: COG5
Product: component of oligomeric golgi complex 5
Exons: 19
Coding region: 50-2176 (708 amino acids)
Biological process (GO): intra-Golgi vesicle-mediated transport
Cellular component (GO): COG complex
Source: RefSeq, a predicted model, not a curated record